Molecule: messenger RNA, 1615 nt
Organism: Anarrhichthys ocellatus (wolf-eel)
Lineage: Eukaryota; Metazoa; Chordata; Actinopteri; Perciformes; Anarhichadidae
Gene: nelfe
Product: negative elongation factor complex member E
Exons: 10
Coding region: 228-1430 (400 amino acids)
Biological process (GO): negative regulation of transcription elongation by RNA polymerase II
Cellular component (GO): NELF complex
Molecular function (GO): RNA binding
Source: RefSeq, a predicted model, not a curated record
GAUUUAGAUAAAAGCUAAUAACUGUUAUACAAAGUCAUUUCAAGAUCCUACGCAUUUUUUGUUAUUUUGGUCGUCUGAUAGUUCACUUGUAUGUGGUCUGCAUUAACUAAAUACUUGUAUAGUCUCUUGGAAGGAAAUCGUCUUUGGAGACCUUAUUAGCCUACCGAGGCUAGCAGCUGUGAACCUGAUAAAAGUACAUUUUUAGUGCCUAUUUUGUGUUACUACACAUGUAUUUGUUACCAGCUGUUAAUGCACUUGUUUGUAUUGUAGCUGUUCUCACCAUGGUGGUAUUUCCAAGUUCACUGACGGAGGAAGAAGAGGCUCUGCAGAAGAAAUAUGCAAAACUCAAGAAAAAGAAAAAGGCGCUGCUUGCCUUGAAGAAGCAGAGUUCAACUAACCAGACAAACCAGGGUGGAUUAAAACGGACUUUGUCGGACCAGCCUGUUGUUGACACCGCAACGGCGACGGAGCAAGCGAAGAUGCUGAUCAAGACGGGUGCCAUCAGUGCCAUUAAGUCAGAGAACAAGAACUCAGGCUUUAAACGCUCUCGAAUGCUGGAAAUUAAACUCAAGGACCCUGAGAAAGGCCAGAUUCCUGCUUUCUUACCAUUCCAAAGGAGUGUUUCUGCAGACGAAGAACAACCUGAGUCUGGGAAAAGAGCCAACAGGAAGUCUCUUUAUGAGAGCUUUGUCAGCUCCAGCGACAGAUACCGGGACGAGGAGGAGGGAGGCAGCACGACAUCCAGCCGUGAAACGGACCGAGAAAGAGAGCGAGAGCCGGACAGAGAGCGGGAAAGAGACAGAGAGCGGGAAAGAGACAGAGAGCGGGAAAGAGACAGAGAUAGGGAAAGAGACAGAGAUAGGGAAAAGGACAGAGACAGAGAUAGGGAAAGGGACAGAGACAGAGACAGAGAUAGGGAUAGGGAAAGGGAAAGGGACAGAGACAGAGACAGAGAACGAGACCGGGACCGGGAAAGAGAAAGAGACCAAAGCAGAGAAAGGGAUCGAGAACGCGACAGUGAACGGGACAGAGAAAGAGAUGCACCGUUCAGACGGUCAGAUUCCCACCCAGAGCGGAGAGGGGUGCGAAAGGGCAAUACGGUGUACGUGUACGGCUCUGGGCUCAGCGAGGACAACCUGCGCUCUUCUUUCUCUCAACAUGGAAGCAUCAUCGACCUCUCCAUGGACAAUCCACGCAAUUGUGCAUUCAUUACUUUCGAGAAGAUGGAAUCUGCAGACCAGGCUGUAGCUGAGUUGAACGGGGCCAUGGUGGGAGACAUUCACGUCAAAGUCAGCAUCGCCAGGAAGCAGCCCAUGCUGGAUGCUGCCACUGGGAAAUCAGUCUGGGCUUCGCUGGCUGUGCAGAACAGCACAAAAGGCUCCUACAGGGACAAGAGGAAUCAAGUCGUGUACAAUGAAGAUUUAUUUUGACUGGAAAAAACAAAAAUGUUUUUUAUUUUGGCAUAUAGCUUUUCACGUUUUUGUUUUAAUGAUGUUAGCCAGCUGCUUAAAGUGUUUGUGUUGUCAUCUGUUGUCUCGGUCGAUAGGUGAUGCUGCGUGGCUCAUGAAACUAGAGAUACUGUUUUGAACUCAAUAAAAAGUUUUCAUGCAUUGUU